This is a messenger RNA of Pteronotus mesoamericanus, 1761 nucleotides long. It is a transcript of the gene A1BG, whose product is annotated as alpha-1-B glycoprotein. The record is from RefSeq and is a predicted model, not a curated record. The transcript is spliced from 8 exons. The coding region runs from base 95 to 1594 and encodes 499 amino acids. NCBI's taxonomy places the organism in Eukaryota, Metazoa, Chordata, Mammalia, Chiroptera, Mormoopidae.
CAUCCAGAAGAGGUCAGUGUCCUCCUCCACUCGCUGCCCUCGCUGGGGCUUUUUAACCUCAGACGCUCACGGGGCUGGGGCGAGGCUUACCGCCAUGUCCGUGCCGGUGACCUUCCUGCUGCUCUGGGGUCUCUCCCUGAGCCCAGUGGCAGAAGCAGCCAUCUUUGUUGAGACCCGGCCGAACCUGUGGGCAGAGGCCGAAUCGCUGCUGGAACCCUGGGCCAACGUGACGUUGACGUGCCAGGCCCGCCUGCCCACCUCGGGUUUGCAGCUGUUCAAGGACGGGGUGGUCCAGGAACAUGUGCACCUUGAUGGAAUCACUAUGGAGCACCGGUUCCCGCUAGGAGCAGUGACAGCUGACACCCGAGGCCUCUACCGCUGCCGCUGUGCUAUUGGCAAGACAUGGACCGAGCUGAGCAACCUGGUGGAGGUGACGGGCGCAGAGACCCUGCCUCCACCCCAGCUCUCCAGUAAGCCGGUGCCCUGGGUCACGCCCGGCCUGAAAACGACCCUGCUGUGCCAAGGGGGGCUUCGAGGUGUGACCUUCCUGCUGAGGCGCAAAGGCGAUGACCAGUUUCAGGAGGUGGCUGAGGCCCCUCAGGGUGUGGAGGCCACCUUCCCAGUCCACCAGGCUGGCAACUACAGCUGCAGCUACCGGACCCACGCAGCAGGCACUCCCUCUGAGCCCAGUGCCACCGUGACCAUCCAGGAGCUGGCCUCACCGCCGCCGCCCAGGCUGAGUGUCCACGGAGAGUCUGCGGAGGUCCUGCGCGUGGGCGCCAAAACGUCCCUCGUCUGCGUGGGGCCCUUGGACAGCGGCAUGGAGUUCGAGCUCCGGCACGGAGACAAGGUGCUGAACGUAGAGAGGUGGAGCACCAACCCGGACCGCGUUGUCUUUAAGCUGGACUCACUGGCCCCGGGGGACGGUGGCCUCUACACCUGCCGCUACCACCUGCAUGGGGAGGACAUGCCCUGGUCCCAGGACAGUGCGCCCGUGGAGCUGCUGCUCAGCGAUGAGACUCUGCCCGCACCCGAGCUUUCCGCGGCGUCGGCCACCCCGUUCAACGCGCCCCACGCGAUGGUGCAGAUGCGGUGCCGCGCGCCCCGGGACGGCCUGCGCUUCGCCCUGGUGCGCGAGGACAGCUAUAGGCGCCAGGUGGUUGAUCUCCAGAGCCCCGCGGGCUCCGAGGCCGUAGUCGAACUGGUCGACCUCUCACCGUUGGACGGGUCCAACUACAGCUGCAUCUACGCAGACACUGCGCCGCCCUUCGCGGGCUCCGCGCCCAGCCCGCGCCUGGAGCUGAGCCUGAACGGACCCCUCCCCAAGCCGCAGCUCCGGCCCCUGUGGAGCGGAGCAGUGAGUCCAGGCCGUGACGCCAUCCUGCGCUGCGAGAUCCCCUUGAGACGCGUGCCCCACAUCACCUUUGAGCUGCUGCAAGAAGGCGAAGUGGUGGCUACAAGUUACUCCUCAGAGGACCUUGUGCUCACCUAUGUUGGGCCCCAACAUGCUGGCAAUUACAGAUGCCGCUACUCCAGCAGGCCCUUUGUGUCUGACCUCAGUGAUCCAGUGGAGCUCCAGGUGGCAGGACAUUGAUCCAACUGCAGACCCAGGCUGCUGCGGGUAUCCUGGUUCAGUCCGGCUCGGAUCCUUCCUGCUGCAGCUGGAGGCUGGACGCCCCCCGACCUGGGGAGUGCAGUGGGGACAGGGGGCGCUCCCUGAUUUCUCCAAGGAAUUAAUAAACGUGACCACAGACUUUAUAA